ACGCCAUUUUCCUUUUUCAUUUAUAUAUAGAAAUAAAUAAAUAAUAACGGUAAUUAUAUACAACUUGAUUGCAAUUGUCUGCUCAGUAACAGCUCAUCUUGGCGAGGCGGAGACACAUGCCGACAGUAGAUCUGGUGGUCGAUUGAUCGGUGUUGAUGUUGAUUUAGUUGAUCUCGGAGCUGGCGGUUAUUGCGGCGGCCAUUGGAUCGUGAGGGGUGGUUCUGCUAAUUGGGGAUGUUAAAGGAGGUUCGUAAUUAGCUAGUUGUGAUCCCAUCGGUUUUUCUUGUCCAAGUCAAGUACCAAUGGAAUCUGAAGUAGAAACCAAGGGUAAAACCUUGAAGAACAUGAGCAGUCAGGUGUGCCAGAUCUGUGGUGACAACGUGGGGGUGACUGUUGAUGGCGAUCCAUUUGUUGCUUGUGAUGUCUGUGCAUUUCCAGUCUGCCGGCCAUGCUAUGAAUAUGAGAGAAAGGACGGGAAUCAGUCUUGCCCUCAGUGCAAAACCCGAUACAAGAGACACAAAGGAAGCCCUGCAAUUCGUGGCGACAGGGAAGAAGAUGAUGUUGCUGAUGACGGCGGUGAUGAUCUUCACUAUUCAGAAAAUCAGAAUGUUGAGAAGAAAAUCUCAGAACGCAUGUCUAGCUGGCACAUGAAACAUGGGCAAGGAGAAGCGGAUGAUGCACCAAAGUAUGAUAAGGAAGUCUCCCACAACCACAUUCCUUUGCUUACAAACGGAACAGAUGUUUCUGGAGAACUUUCUGCAGCAUCACCUGGGCGCCUUUCAAUGGCAUCUCCUCCUCCUGGUGGUAGUGGAAAAUCUAGGAUUGUCGAUCCUGUGAGGGAGUUUGGAUCCCCUGGCUUAGGCAAUGUUGCCUGGAAAGAAAGAGUUGAUGGUUGGAAGAUGAAACAUGAAAAGCCUGCUGCACCGAUGACUGCAAGCCACCCUCCUUCAGAAAGGGGAGCUGGGGAUAUUGAUGCAAGCACAGACAUAUUAGUCGAUGACUCUCUACUGAAUGAUGAAGCUCGACAGCCUCUAUCCAGGAAGGUUUCCAUUCCAUCGUCUAGGAUAAAUCCUUACAGGAUGGUUAUUGUCUUGCGGUUGGCAAUUCUCUGCAUUUUCUUACAUUACCGAAUAACGAAUCCUGUUCCCAAUGCGUAUGCUUUGUGGUUGAUUUCUGUAAUCUGUGAGAUAUGGUUUGCUAUAUCCUGGAUUCUGGAUCAGUUCCCAAAGUGGCUACCAGUAAACCGUGAAACAUAUCUCGACAGACUUGCUAUCAGAUAUGAUCGUGAAGGAGAACCAUCACAAUUGGCUGCUGUUGACAUAUUUGUCAGUACUGUCGAUCCUCUAAAGGAGCCUCCUCUUGUUACAGCUAAUACAGUUUUAUCAAUUCUCUCGGUGGACUAUCCAGUAGACAAGGUCUCAUGCUAUGUUUCUGAUGAUGGUUCUGCAAUGUUGACAUUUGAAGCUCUAUCAGAAACAGCUGAAUUUGCAAGGAAAUGGGUACCAUUCUGCAAAAGAUACAACAUUGAGCCUCGAGCUCCUGAGUGGUACUUUGCUCAGAAGAUUGACUACUUGAAGGAUAAAGUUCAGCCAUCCUUUGUAAAAGAUCGCAGGGCUAUGAAGAGAGAAUACGAAGAAUUCAAAAUUCGUAUCAAUUCCCUUGUUGCCAAGGCCCAAAAGGUUCCUGAAGAAGGAUGGAUUAUGCAAGAUGGUACACCAUGGCCUGGAAAUAAUACACGAGAUCACCCAGGAAUGAUCCAGGUUUUUCUGGGCCAAAGUGGGGGCCUUGACAGUGAUGGAAAUGAGUUGCCAAGGUUGGUAUAUGUUUCUCGUGAGAAGCGUCCAGGUUUUCAGCAUCACAAAAAGGCUGGUGCUAUGAAUGCACUUGUCCGAGUGUCUGCAGUUCUUACAAAUGGUCCAUUCUUGUUGAAUCUUGAUUGUGAUCACUACAUAAACAACAGCAAGGCCUUGCGGGAGGCAAUGUGCUUCCUCAUGGACCCAAACCUUGGGAAAUAUGUGUGCUAUGUUCAAUUUCCACAGAGGUUUGAUGGUAUAGACAAAAGUGAUCGAUAUGCUAACCGCAACACUGUCUUCUUUGAUAUCAACUUGAGGGGUUUAGAUGGAAUUCAGGGCCCUGUGUAUGUGGGCACAGGAUGUGUCUUCAAUAGAACAGCACUAUAUGGUUAUGAACCUCCUCACAAACCUAAGAAUAAGAAACCUGGGGUGUUAUCUUCCCUCUGUGGUGGAUCUAGAAAGAAAAAUUCUAAAUCAAGCAAGAAAGGUUCUGAUAAAAAGAAAUCUGGCAAGCAUGUUGAUCCGACUGUUCCUAUUUUCAGCUUGGAGGAUAUAGAGGAAGGCGUUGAAGGUGCUGGAUUUGAUGAUGAGAAGUCACUGCUCAUGUCCCAGAUGAGCCUCGAAAAAAGAUUUGGUCAAUCUGCAGUUUUCGUUGCGUCGACCUUAAUGGAGAAUGGUGGUGUUCCACAGUCUGCUACUCCCGAAAAUCUUCUAAAAGAGGCCAUUCAUGUCAUUAGUUGUGGUUAUGAAGAUAAGACGGAAUGGGGAAGUGAGAUAGGAUGGAUUUACGGCUCUGUCACAGAAGAUAUUCUCACAGGAUUUAAAAUGCAUGCACGCGGAUGGCGAUCAAUUUACUGUAUGCCGCCUAGGCCAGCCUUCAAAGGAUCAGCUCCAAUCAAUCUCUCAGAUCGUUUGAAUCAAGUGCUCCGGUGGGCCUUGGGAUCUGUCGAGAUUUUAUUCAGCAGGCAUUGCCCUAUAUGGUAUGGCUACCAAGGAAGGCUAAAAUGGCUAGAAAGAUUCGCAUAUGUCAACACCACAAUAUACCCCGUCACCGCCAUUCCUCUCCUACUUUACUGCACGUUGCCCGCCGUCUGCUUACUCACGGGGAAGUUCAUCAUCCCACAGAUUAGUAAUCUCGCGAGUAUCUGGUUUCUAUCCCUUUUUUUGUCCAUCUUCGCCACGGGCAUACUCGAGAUGAGGUGGAGCGGCGUCGGGAUCGACGAGUGGUGGAGGAACGAGCAGUUCUGGGUCAUCGGAGGUGUCUCAGCUCAUCUCUUUGCCGUCUUCCAAGGCCUUCUCAAGGUGCUCGCUGGAAUCGACACCAACUUCACUGUUACAUCCAAAGCCUCGGACGAAGAUGGAGACUUCGCCGAACUUUACAUGUUCAAAUGGACCACCCUCCUCAUUCCCCCCACCACCCUCCUCAUCGUAAACUUGGUGGGCGUCGUCGCAGGCAUCUCCUACGCCAUCAACAGCGGAUACCAGUCGUGGGGCCCCCUCUUCGGCAAACUUUUCUUCGCUUUCUGGGUGAUCGUUCAUCUCUAUCCUUUCCUCAAAGGUCUUAUGGGUCGCCAGAAUAGGACGCCCACCAUUGUCGUCGUGUGGUCGAUUCUGCUUGCUUCGAUCUUUUCUUUGCUAUGGGUUCGGAUCGACCCGUUCACCACGAAAGUCACCGGCCCCGACGUCGAGCAGUGUGGCAUCAACUGCUAGGUAAAAGGCUUCUCUUCUUCACGGGUGGGUGGUGUACGUUGGGUGCAUGUUUUUUGUCUGGGUUGAAGAUGAUCAUAUUGGUAUUGUGAUUAUUUAUGUGCUUAUUAUAUUCUUUAGAGAGUGAUAUACUUGAAGCUGCUAUAAUUAUUGGUUGUCUGAGAAGAUCACAUGAAAUUGUAUGUUGUAACUUAUAAGCCAAUUUAUACUCCUUUCUUUUUGUCGAUAUAAAUGUGUUAAAGUUAAUUGAAAUAAUAGUUAAAUAGUUUUCGUGCU
This is a messenger RNA of Andrographis paniculata, 3776 nucleotides long. RefSeq names its product cellulose synthase A catalytic subunit 3 [UDP-forming]. Gene Ontology annotation, cellular component: plasma membrane; trans-Golgi network. Bases 303 to 3503 code for a protein of 1066 amino acids. Gene Ontology annotation, molecular function: cellulose synthase (UDP-forming) activity. The record is from RefSeq and is a predicted model, not a curated record. Lineage: Eukaryota; Viridiplantae; Streptophyta; Magnoliopsida; Lamiales; Acanthaceae. Gene Ontology annotation, biological process: cellulose biosynthetic process; plant-type primary cell wall biogenesis. The transcript has 16 exons.